AUGUCAGCGCAGGAGCUCUUUGUAACUGCGGCGCGAAAAUUUCUUUGCGUAGGGCGGAAAUCCCUGUCGACUCCUCAGUGUCUCCAACUCGCUGCUCAGGUGUCGGCCGUUGACGUGGGGUUGAAGCCUGCCGUUCUGUACGACAGUAACGGCGCCAGCGCGGCGCAGAUCCAGCAGUACCUGAGCUCCUUGCGGUCUGAGCGGCUUGUGUCUGGCUCCCUCGCCACUCUUGAUUUGAACGGAAACGGUCUGGUUAUCAAUACCAGCACAGCCAGAUCCCAUCUUGAGCGAGUGCUUUGCGAGGACAGCGUGGCUGUGAUGGACGUCUGCCACGGGCUGGGUAGCCCCGCCGUCUCUGGGCGGCAGAGAGAAGCACUGAGGGGUGUGACGCAGGACCUGCUGCCGCUUCUGCAACGCCACCAGGAGGCCGAGGAACCUCUUUGCGUGGGGGCCAGAUGUGAGGAGUGGAACCUGUGCACCGUCUUUGGACUUUUACUGGGUUACCCUGUCACCUACUGGUUUGAUCAGACCAAGAGCUUUGAAAACUGCUUGUCUAUGACUCCCCUGGUGGUGACUACAGCGUCAGCGAGGUGGCAGGCAGACGCUUCAGGUCACAGAUGGUGUCUCUUUUCCUUCAGUUUCCCGGCCUCUCUGCAGGAAGAGACGCGCUCCGAAGUGGAGAGCUGGAGGCUUCGUCUGACUGAGAGAUUUGAGCAGCAGCACGUCCUGAAGGAGCUAAAGAUCAGUCAGUCCUCAGUCACUCUGCCCUCGGUCUGUUUGUGA
Messenger RNA from Menidia menidia (Atlantic silverside), 783 nucleotides. The record is from the annotation of a GenBank genome assembly. NCBI's taxonomy places the organism in Eukaryota, Metazoa, Chordata, Actinopteri, Atheriniformes, Atherinopsidae.